This is a messenger RNA of Nothobranchius furzeri (turquoise killifish), 2047 nucleotides long. RefSeq lists its product as uncharacterized. Gene Ontology annotation, molecular function: protein binding; zinc ion binding. NCBI's taxonomy places the organism in Eukaryota, Metazoa, Chordata, Actinopteri, Cyprinodontiformes, Nothobranchiidae. The record is from RefSeq and is a predicted model, not a curated record.
AAGAGUGUUUCAUUUAUCAGGAAGUGAAACUUGCUCAGUCACUGAGAGGAGAAAUGGCGCAGAAAGGAGUUCAGCUGGACACAGAAAGUUUCUGCUGUUCCAUCUGUCUGGAUCUCCUGAAGGAUCCGGUGACUAUUCCCUGUGGACACAGCUACUGCAUGAAGUGUAUUGGAAAAGUCUGGGAUAAAGAAGAUCAGAACCAGAUCCACAGCUGUCCUCAGUGCAGGAAAAGCUUCACACCGAGGCCUGUCCUGGAGAAAAACAUCCUGUUAGCAGCUUUAGUGGAGCAGCUGAAGACCACUGGACUCCAAGCUGCUCCUGCUGGUCACAGCUAUGCUGGAGCUGAAGAUGUGGCCUGUGAUGUCUGCACUGGAAGGAAACUAAAAGCCACAAAGUCCUGUUUGACGUGUUUGAUGUCUUUCUGUGAGAAUCACCUGCAGCCUCAUUUUGAUGUAGCUCAUGUAAAGAAACAUCAGCUGGUGGAGCCCUCCAAGAAGCUCCAUGAGAACAUCUGCUCUCGUCACGAUGAGGUGAUGAAGAUGUUCUGUCGCACUGAUCAGCAGAGCAUCUGUUAUGUCUGCAUGGUGGACGAACAUAAAAGCCACGACAUCGUCUCCGCUGCAGCAGAAAGGAGCGAGAAGCAGAAGGAGCUGGAGGUGAAGCGAGGAAACAUCCAUCAGAGAAUCCAGGAGCGAGAGAAAGACGUGAAGCUGCUUCAGCAGGAGGUGGAGGCCAUCAAUGUCUCUGCUGAUAAAACAGUGGAGGACAGUGAGAAGAUCUUCACUCAGCUGAUCAGUCAGAUCCGGAAAAGAAGCUCUGAAGUGAAGCAGCAGGUCCGAUCCCAGCAGGAAGCUGAAGUGAGUCGAGUCAAAGAUCUUCAGGAGAAGCUGGAGCAGGAGAUCACUGAGCUGAAGAGGAAAGACGCUGAGCUGAAGCAGCUCUCAAACACCGAGGAUCACAACCAGUUUCUACACAACUACUCCUCAGUGUCAGCAGUCCGUGAGUCUCCACACUCAUCCAGCAUCAGGGUUCGUCCUCUGAGACACUUUAAAGAUGUGACAGCAGCUGCGUCAGAGCUCAGAGACAAACUACAGGACAUCCUGAGGGACACGUGGACAAACAUCUCACUGAGAGUCACUGAGGUGGAUGUUUUACUGCCAGAACCAACGACCAGAGAUGAUUUCCUAAAAUAUUCAUGUGAAAUCACUCUGGAUCCAAACACAGCUCACAAUUGGCUGAAGUUAUCAAAGGGAAACAGAAAAGCAACAUUUAUGAGGAAAUCUCAGUUUCAUCCUGAUCAUCCAGACAGAUUCACAGUUCCAUAUCAGGUUCUGAGUCUAGAGAGUCUGACUGGACGUUGUUACUGGGAGGUAAAGUGGGAAGGAAGAGGAGGUUACGUAGCAGUUGCGUACAAGGAUGUUGAUAAAAUAAAGCCUGGAUUUGGAUAUAAUAACAAAUCCUGGGCUUUGUACUGUAACAAUAACAAAAAUGUGUUUUGGCACAACAACAUCAGCACUCCCAUCUCAGGUUCUGGUUCCUCCAGAGUUGGAGUCUACCUGGAUCACAGAGCAGGUAUUCUGUCUUUCUACAGCAUCUCUGAGAACAUGACUCUCCUCCACAGAGUCCAGACCACGUUUACUCAACCGCUCCAUGUUGGAAUACAGUUCUUUAACUUUGGAGACUCAGCUGAGAUCUGUAAACUAAAAUAAAUUUCUGCAUUUAUUUGUUGCUGAAAGUUUCUUGUUGAGCUGCUUCUCCACGGCUCAGAGAUCAACGUGUCCAAGUGUCUUUGCUAGCAGGACCUUAUUGUCCCAUAAACUGAUGUGUGUUGGUGUUUAGAUGGAGCUCUGAUUCUUUUUGUUUAACCUGUUUUAAACACUUUAAAAUAAAGUUCAUUUCUCAAACUCAGCUCUAUUUUGUAAUAUUAUAACUAUAAAAACUUUAAACCAUUGUUUUAAAACUAUCUACCUGAAUCAGGAUCUGAGAUAAUUUUUUCUUUUUUCUUGUCUACAUGUGUUUAUUCUGUAUUAAAAACUAUUUUAAAAUC